Iphiclides podalirius (scarce swallowtail) is the source of this 258-nucleotide messenger RNA. Lineage: Eukaryota; Metazoa; Arthropoda; Insecta; Lepidoptera; Papilionidae. The record is from the annotation of a GenBank genome assembly.
AUGUCACUCCCUUAUAAGGCGGUCGAUUUGCCAAGCGUAGCUGUUAAAGAGAACGUUCACAGCUGUAGCGGCCGCCUCGAGGCGAGCGAUAAAUCGCCCGACACCGGAAUACUCGCAAUUCGUCUCACCGCGGGCCCGACAAAUCCUCGUACGAUCCGCGAGUUGGGGAUAAAUUACGGGACACCGCUCCAGCGGCUGACUAAUGGCCGCGAACACCACACUGGCUGGAAGCUGCGAAGCGGAGGAUGCGCGGAGUUG